GUGGCGCGGGUUCCGCUCCGCCCCCGGAGCCCCGCCCCCGACGACCGGCGCUCCGCCCCGCCCUCGCCUGCCUCUCUGCCCCGCCCCGCCCGCCGUCCCCCGCUUGCCUUCCAGCGCCGCUUGCGCUCCGGAGCGCUGGCUCUGCUGGCGCCGAGAAAUGGACCAAUUUUGACAAGAUAUAGUGCUGCAGCGUGCCUGAUGGGAUAGAUUCAGUCAUGGCAUCCGAACUUUGUAAGACGAUCUCUGUGGCAAGGCUGGAAAAGCACAAGAAUUUGUUCUUAAAUUAUAGGAAUCUGCACCAUUUUCCAUUGGAGUUACUGAAAGAUGAGGGACUGCAGUACUUGGAGAGACUCUAUAUGAAAAGGAACUCCCUGACAUCCUUGACAUUCACUAUAAUGAGGCACCUGUGUACUAGAAGUGAGACGCCAGUGUCUGUUAGUCCCAUCGAAUCAGUCAACAAAUACAUACGCUAUCCAGAAAACCUUGCUCAGAAGCUUCCAAACCUUGUGGAACUAUACCUGCACUCAAAUAACAUAGUUGUGGUUCCGGAAGCCAUUGGGUCUCUUGUAAAACUCCAAUGUCUGGAUCUUAGUGACAAUGCCUUAGAAAUUGUUUGCCCGGAAAUUGGUCGUCUGAGAGCUUUACGUCAUCUUCGAUUAGCUAAUAACCAACUGCAAUUCCUACCUCCAGAGGUUGGCGAUUUGAAGGAGCUGCAGACACUAGACAUUUCUACCAAUCGUUUGCUAACUUUACCCGAGAGGCUUCACAUGUGCCUUUCUCUGCAGUACCUCACUGUGGACCGAAAUCGUCUAUGGUAUGUGCCGCGCCAUCUCUGCCAGCUGCCCAGCCUCAAUGAGCUCUCCAUGGCUGGAAACCGUCUUGCGUUUUUGCCACUUGAUUUAGGUCGAUCUCGAGAACUACAAUAUGUAUACGUGGAUAACAACAUUCACCUGAAAGGCUUGCCGUCUUAUCUGUACAAUAAAGUCAUCGGGUGCAGUGGCUGUGGUGCUCCCAUUCAAGUUUCCGAGGUGAAGCUGCUUUCCUUUUCAUCAGGGCAGCGAACCGUGUUCCUCCCAGCUGAGGUGAAGGCCAUAGGGACGGAGCAUGAUCACGUCCUCCCUCUGCAGGAAUUGGCCAUGAGAAGUCUGUAUCGUACCUACCACAGCUUGCUGAAAGAUUUGAACUUUCUGUCUCCAAUCUCAUUACCCAGAAGUCUCCUGGAGCUGCUGCACUGCCCUCUGGGGCACUGUCAUCGGUGUAGUGAGCCUAUGUUUACCAUCGUCUACCCCAAGCUCUUUCCCUUGAGAGAGACGCCAAUGGCAGGGCUGCACCAGUGGAAGACAACUGUUAGUUUUGUGGCUUACUGCUGCUCCACCCAGUGUCUGCAGACUUUUGACCUGCUGAGUUGAUAAACACUCAAGAACCUCAGGAGCGCUGCCAGCUUGACACUGGGGAAUCCAGCCAGUCCAGCACACUCUUCCAUCCUGUCCUGUCCAAUGCGGGGGCACUGCAGAACUCUCUGGAAAUGUCAUGAUUGAGCUUCAGAGCUAAAAUGCCUUCACCCUUCCCCCAAGUUGGAAUAUAUCCUCCCCCAAAUUAAGGA
Messenger RNA from Pongo pygmaeus (Bornean orangutan), 1603 nucleotides. It is a transcript of the gene LRRC28, whose product is annotated as leucine rich repeat containing 28. Gene Ontology annotation, cellular component: cytoplasm. Lineage: Eukaryota; Metazoa; Chordata; Mammalia; Primates; Hominidae. The coding region runs from base 216 to 1409 and encodes 397 amino acids. The transcript has 11 exons. Gene Ontology annotation, molecular function: protein binding. The record is from RefSeq and is a predicted model, not a curated record.